UGAUGGGCCAAGCGGCCGUACCAUAUGGAGAGGGAGGAGGGGGGGGACGGGACGGUGGCUGCUAUGUUUAGGUUCAAUUGCUUCCUUGCCCGGUGACUCCCCCUCUCUAAUCUGGAGCGGAGUCCGGUAUCGCAGCACAGACACGCCGCAGGGAGUGUGCAGGCUCACGCUGGCCGAGAUCUCAGCUGGCUGAACUGAGACAAGCCGAGACAAGUGCGGGCGCUGCUCUCACCGCGGAAGCGCUGAGCUGUAAGAAGGGCAACACCUGCCGGGCUACAUUGUAAGCGAAGAUAUUCGUGGUGAUACAACAGUAGCGGCGAACAUGUCUAAGGAAGAACUCGUCAGCGAGGAAAUCGUGGAGUCCAAAGUGAUGUGGUACCCCGACUCCAAGAAGAACACACACAUGGACCGCUUCAGGAAUCUCAUCAAUGAGAAGUUUGGUACCCAGUUGGCCAAUUAUAAUGAAUUGUAUCAGUGGUCGAUUGAGAACUACCCGGAGUUUUGGGCAGAAUUUUGGAAAUUUAGUGGAGUGGUUUACUCUCAUCAUUACAAUGAGGUGAUUGACAGGACAAAAGGAAUUGCAGAUGUCCCCGAAUGGUUCAAAGGAAGUAGAUUAAACUAUGCAGAAAAUCUUCUGAAGCAUAAAGAUGAUGACAAAGUGGCUCUUUAUUCAGCAUCGGAAGGCAAGGAGGAGAUUGUCAAAGUGACGUUUGGAGAGCUAAAGAGAGAUGUGGCUUUGUACGCUGCAGCUCUCCGAAAGAUGGGAGUGAAGAUAGGUGACAGAGUUGUUGGUUAUCUGCCGAAUGGUAUUCACGCAGUAGAAGCCAUGUUAGCAACAGCCAGCAUUGGUGCCAUUUGGAGUGCAACCGCUCCAGAUUUUGGUGUAAAUGGUGUACUGGACAGAAUCUCACAGAUCCAAUCAAAACUUAUUUUUUCAGUUGAAGCAGUUGUCUACAAUGGUAAAGAACAUGAUCACAUGGAGAAGCUGCAGAAUGUGGUGAAAGGUUUGCCCGAUUUGAAGAAGGUAGUGGUAAUUCCAUAUGUACGAUCAAAAGAGGCCAUUGACCUGUCCAGGAUACCAAACAGCAUGUUUAUAGAUGAAUUCCUUGCCACUGGAAAGGAAGGAGACCAUGGUCCACAGCUGGAGUUUGAGCAGCUGCCCUUCAACCAUCCACUUUUCAUCAUGUAUUCUUCUGGUACAACAGGGGCACCGAAAUGCAUGGUACACUCGGCUGGGGGCACGCUCAUCCAGCACCUGAAGGAGCACAUUCUCCAUGGCAACACAAGCAGCAGUGAUGUCAUUAUCUACUACUCUACAAUUGGCUGGAUGAUGUGGAACUGGCUUGUAUCAGCUCUUGCUACAGGAGCCUCUGUUGUUCUAUAUGAUGGAUCUCCUCUUGUUCCCUCUCCAAAUGUGCUGUGGGACUUGGUUGACAAGCUUGGAAUUACUAUACUUGGGACUGGUGCAAAAUGGCUGGCUGUUCUAGAAGAAAAAAAUCUAAAACCAGGUGAAACUCACAGUCUACAGACACUACACACCAUUCUGUCAACUGGGUCUCCUCUCAAACCUCUAACUUAUGAUUAUGUCUACAAGCACAUCAAGAGUAAUAUCCUGUUAGGCUCAAUCACAGGUGGUACAGACAUCAUUUCAUGUUUCAUGGGUCAGAACUUCACCAUCCCAAUCUACAGAGGAGAGAUACAAGCAAGGAACCUAGGGAUGGCUGUGGAAAUUUGGAACGAAGAAAGGCAAGUUCUGUGGGGAGAAAGUGGAGAGCUGGUGUGUACCAAACCCAUUCCAUGUCAACCUACACAUUUCUGGAAUGAUGAAAGUGGCAGCAAGUACCACAAGGCCUACUUUGCUAAAUUUCCAGGUGUUUGGGCCCAUGGUGACUACGCUAAGAUAAAUCCAAAAACCGGAGGAAUUGUAAUGCUCGGUCGAAGUGAUGGCACUUUGAAUCCAAAUGGAGUGAGAUUUGGAAGCUCUGAAAUCUACCACAUUGUUGAAGCCUUUGAGGAAGUUAUGGACAGUCUCUGUGUCCCACAGUAUACCAAGGAUGGUGAGGAAAGAGUCAUUCUUUUCUUGAAAAUGGCCUCCAAUCAGGUUUUCACAGCAGACCUGGUGAAGAGGAUAAGAUAUGCCAUUCGUUUGGCUUUAUCAGCUAGACAUGUGCCUGCCUUUAUCCUGGAGACUAAAGAUAUCCCGUACACUAUUAGUGGAAAGAAGGUAGAAGUGGCAGUGAAGCAGGUUAUCGCUGGCAAGGACGUGAAGCAGCGGAGCGCCUUCUCAAACCCAGGAUCUCUUGACCUUUACAAGAAUAUCCCUGAACUCCAGAACUUCUGAGCGUUUUAUGUACAUAUGUGCAAAAUAAGUUUUAUUUAACAGAGUAACUAUGUCACUGGGAAGAUAUUUGGUUCAAUUUUGCAUUUGAUUAUGUUUUUCUAUGCUCCCUCAACAUAGAAUAUACUUUGAAACCUGGACUGGCAGUAGUGCAGACAUAAUAUGGGCAGCUUUAUUCAAACCCAACAUCUGGGAUACUGACAUGAUCUGGUGCAACACUGAUUUUACAUUCUAUUGAUUCCAAUGGAGAAUAAUAUUGGAUAGGAUGUAAAAUCAGCAUUCCACCCAAUCUCAUGGAUUUCCUGGAUAUAGUUGCCUGAUCGAUGCAAACACUUACUUUGAACAUGAACUUCCUGAACUUGGAUAUGAAAUACAAUAAUGGUUGAUGAAAUCACGAUAUUGUAACUUAUAUUUGAUCUUUUAAAUUAAUUAGAAUUUAAUGGAUGUUUGUUUUUCUUUAUUGAGCAUUAAGUCUGGAGACCUUGGUGUUACUAUUAUGGACAAGAUGUUUUUCUCAUCUGUACCAGUGUUAUGUGACAUUUGAUGGAAAUAAUUUCAUAUUGUAAAACACAUAGUGGACUUGCACUACACAGUUACAUGUUGCAUACGGAUUGUUUAUUGGGCAAGAUCUAUCAGGUACUAUAAUGCAAGACUGCUUUUAGUUUGGAAGGUACCAUUUACUGGGAAGAAAUGUAACUGUUUAACCCUGAGAUGGUCAUUGACCUUGACAAGAAAUCAGUGUAGACCAAAAUUACCCUGACUCCAUGUUAAACAGAUAAAACAAUGGUAACAAUGUAAAAAUUAGGUAUAGCAAGCACAGCAGUAGUUUCCUUGCUUUUGCCUUUGUCCCCAUUUCUCAGUUGGUAGCUCAGAAUAUGUUUGAAAAAUGUACGCUUGUCUGUGUCUUAGAACGUUUUCUAAUGCAUAUUAGCAAUGACUCUGCUUGUUUUAUAUCCAGGGCUACUAGGUUUUUUACUGAUCGUAUUAAAGGUGAGCUUACCUUUCGGAAUGCCAUAGGUGGCAAAUCUUGUUGUUUUGUACAUUCUUUGUGGUGGUGCAUGAUCUUCUAAUGUUUGCAAAGCUGUCCAUUUCCGUGCUGCAGCUCCAGUAAUUGAUGUACAAGAUAAUGCAUUUUAUCUUCGCUGCAUAUGUUUUAAGCCUGAAUCUCUGUAAAUUGUAUGUUCCUUUGAGAAUAAAAUUUCAUACCACAAA
Carcharodon carcharias (great white shark) is the source of this 3550-nucleotide messenger RNA. RefSeq names its product acetoacetyl-CoA synthetase (gene aacs). The transcript is spliced from 18 exons. The record is from RefSeq and is a predicted model, not a curated record. Gene Ontology annotation, molecular function: acetoacetate-CoA ligase activity. Gene Ontology annotation, cellular component: cytosol. The coding region runs from base 323 to 2341 and encodes 672 amino acids. NCBI's taxonomy places the organism in Eukaryota, Metazoa, Chordata, Chondrichthyes, Lamniformes, Lamnidae. Gene Ontology annotation, biological process: positive regulation of insulin secretion; lipid metabolic process.